Rangifer tarandus platyrhynchus (Svalbard reindeer) is the source of this 381-nucleotide messenger RNA. Lineage: Eukaryota; Metazoa; Chordata; Mammalia; Artiodactyla; Cervidae. The record is from the annotation of a GenBank genome assembly.
AUGGCGGAGGCAGGGGCCGGGCUGAGUGAGACCGUCACUGAGACAACGGUUACCGUGACAACCGAGCCCGAAAACCGGAGCCUAACCAUCAAACUUCGGAAACGGAAGCCAGAGAAAAAGGUGGAAUGGACGAGUGAUACUGUGGACAAUGAACACAUGGGCCGCCGCUCAUCAAAAUGCUGCUGUAUUUAUGAGAAACCUCGGGCCUUUGGCGAGAGCUCCACGGAGAGUGAUGAUGAGGAAGAGGAGGGCUGUGGUCAUACACACUGUGUGCGGGGCCACCGCAAAGGACGGCGUCAUGCAACCCCGGGACCAAGCCCCACCACCCCUCCCCAGCCUCCUGACCCCUCCCAGCCCCCUCCAGGGCCCAUGCAGCACUAA